This is a messenger RNA of Amoebophrya sp. A25, 21394 nucleotides long. NCBI's taxonomy places the organism in Eukaryota, Dinophyceae, Syndiniales, Amoebophryaceae. The record is from the annotation of a GenBank genome assembly.
GCUCAGAUUACUGACCUAGACCGCGUACUUGAACUUGCCGAAGAAGGACGGUUGUCUGUGUAAUGUUAAUUUCUCGCUUCACUCCUGUGAAGCCUUCACAUGAUACAAAACAUUAUCCAUAGGUGCCAUUGAAGACCCCGACCCACAGCCACAUAUUUUUUACCCGCGCAAACAGAAACACAAUCAUCAUGUUCGUGUUCCCGGUUGUUCCGAAAAAUACUCUCACUCAGCGGGAGGUGUGCGCGGGGGAAGUCGUAUCCGAGGACCUUUUUGAUCGGUCCCAUUCGUCUCGCAAGCAGUUCAAGCCUUUCACAGCGGCAUGGCAGGUUAUAGUUGGAAAGCAAAUGCUGCGAAGAGGAGAAGCCAAAGCCACGUGCGACGGAGAAAUCAUCUAGCGAUGUCUUGCGAGCAGCAGUGUGUAAUGGGUUUAGUAACGACGCAGACCGCGGAACACGUAGAGGUAGAUCUUCGUCACAUGAUUAAAUAAUGUUGUCCUGGUGGGUCCUACACGCCGAUCGAACAAGACCAGUGGUUGUAGCUGAAACAUGAAGUCCACCACGGAGCAGCUUCCGCACAGUUCUUCUGCGGAUGCAGGAAGCCGCUUGAACUAUGCUGGAUGGGGGGUGGACGCAUCAACUCUGACUUUGAGGCCUACCACACCAGGAGUAAACGGUGCAAGAACGGCUGGAACUCCAAAAACUCCAUUGGCAAUGAGGGCCCGCCUCACCCCAGGAGCGGGUGGAGGGGCGGGAACAGUCGCGCCAUCCCCGCUGGUGCCGCAGCAGAGAGGACAGCAAAAUGUUAUGUCAAUGAUUUCGUCCAUCCCAGUGUGGUACUUACUUACGUUUAAUAUGUAUGAGCUUCACCAGCUAGCGCUAUAAUCGCUACAAGAUCAAGAACAAGUACAACUAGGCACUUUGGACUUCUCCUGAUACUUGCCCCACCACAAUUCACAGUGCUGAAGGAAGUGAAGAUUCUAAGACCACUGCGACUCCCGGCAGGUGUGGGGAGCCAGAUCAGCAGUCGGAUUCUUCAUCUGAUGGCCCUGAACCGUUAGAGUGGCCAGAUGAGUUGAAGGCUCUUCCGCUCAUGCGCGCACACGAACAACCACUCGUAGCGAGAUCCGCUCUACCCUGGCCUGCGCCGGCAUUGCGCAAGAUGGAUAUACCUGAGUGGGAGCUGGACCCCUCGGCUGUUUUUCCACUCCUUUAUGCAUGGGCGACGUGUAACCUGAUGUGAUUUGGAUGCAUUCAAAUGGAUUUGGAUUUGUUCUUGAACUUGAAUCCGAUAAACUUCGAAUUCGAUAAGGUGCUUGUGGUCUUCGUGAUCUUCAUCAUUCUCUUUAACAGUUUUCCAUCGAUUGUCAGACACGACAGAAACGGAAUUGUCUUCGACGUCUGUCUCCUGUAGUUGUUCUUUUUUGGCUUCAUGCUGCUUGCUGAAUAAGAUUAUAGGUAGAAGUUCUUCAACUCGAGUAGGAGGAGUUUAUCUGUCUUCAUGUGAACCUUGACUUUUCGUUCCUCUAAGUCGUUGACGAGAUUCACAAGGACUCCGGUCAUUCGCAGUUCGUUGAGCGAGUAAAGGAGCUCGUUGGCGCCAGCGAUUCGAGCACAGGAGGAGGAGGAACUGUUGCUGGCGGGGAUCAUUUUCUUGGUUCAGUCUCCUACACUUUCACUCAUACAAAUACAGCUGGUGGAGCGGAUCAUACAUUUUCGCCAUUGUCGCCCAAGCACGCGCGGUCGCCAACCGAUCUGGUAGGUCUUGAGGACGUCGGUCCCGCGUCUCUUCAAGCGGGUGUGGUGGUUUACAUCCGGCCUGGCACGAUGUCGCACCUUCUACCGAAUCGGUACGUGGACCUAAUGCAGCUGACCCAGGGCGCAGACGGGGAGGUCGAGGAGCUUUGCGUGCCUCUGAUUGAGCCCCAGAGUGCAGCGGGGCGCAAACUGUGGAUCUCCUCGAACUUGGCGUUCUCUGGUGCACAGGCUCUGGCGGAUUCGCAACCGGAGAGCGCCCUCGCGGGAUGUCGCGCGUCUUUGACGGAGUCCCCCUCAACUUUGGAACAGAAGCGAAACAAACAAAAAUGCAGAAUCGAUGCUUUGCUGUACGCACAAGAGAGAGGAGGCGAUAACUCAGACCCGGAAGUGGAUGCUUACUCAUCGCCAUCGCUCUUCGGAAAGCUGAAUGUCGUUGAAAAAGCGGCACAAGCAGACAGGUUGUCGAAUUCUUCAACUUCAGCAGGUGCCGCGAGCAGCUCCUCCUCGAGUUCGAUCUUCCCUGGUGAAAGCCUAGGCAUUCCGCGAAACGUGCUGGACCGCCUGAAAGCAAACAACAGGCCCGUUUCGGCACAGGCGACAGGUAAACGCGGCAGGUCCAUGAUGGAAUCGCACCACUGGAUGGAUCGCGAGGAUCGCCCAAAGCCUCAGCGGCCCUCUACGGCUGGCGGAAACAUGACACCGCAAAGCUCGUCAGGUGGUGGCGCUUUUGGCCUCGGCAAUGGAACAGCUUCGAGUGCAACACCAGGAGGUCGUGCAGCAGGAGGGGACAAAACAGUGUCGGAGAUUUUAGCUGGACACAGCGAUAUCUACACAUCGACCUCGCCAAAAAAUACGAGUCCGCUUCGCAACACGACAGCGAAUCGAAGGAGAAACUCCACAUCUGAAGUUGACCGUCUCCUUGCCUUCGAUUCCCAUUUUGAGUCUGGAAAUUUGGCCGCGGCAGUGCUCUCACUGGUUCCAGGAUGUGGUUCUGGCACACACGUCAUACCGAAGUACGAACUCAUCCUUGACGAGGAUACGAACAGCAAUGGAAAUACGCAAUGGUUCUUCUUCGCAGUCCGGAAUGCACUAGCUGGAGAGGUAUAUCGUUGUAACUUUGUUUUUGAGACUUCUGAUUUCAUGACCCUCGUCCAUCAUCUUGUAGUUGGAGAUGGACGAGGUUAUGCAGAUGGCAAAGAUCAUAGAAAAGAUUUUCAUCAACAUUCUUCAUGAUCUCGACCUCCCAAAAACUUCAGACCAUCGAUUUUUCGAUCGUGAACCUUGGGAAGCAGGAUUCGUUGUACAAGCAGGGAAUGCGUCCACUUUGCUAUUCGCAACGCACUGCCGAGAGCAAGAAGCGUGAGGUUGACCACCUUCGACGGAAAGCCGAGCAAGAGGCCGCAAGCGGAACCGGAGCUGGGAAAGGCGGCGCCGGAAACUCGAAUGGCGCGCGGCCAAACAGCUCUGUUGGUGCGAGAGGCGGCGCGGUUGGCUGGCACCGCAACUUUCGCAAGUCGUCUGGAAGUAUUUGGCACUCCGCGGUUGGACAGCUGCUACAGCGCACGAAGACGGUUGGCGGCGGUACGAGCAAAAGCCGCCGUGCAGAGGCAGACAACGCGGCACAAAACGAACAAACUAUCCAAGAAAUCUGCAACCUGCCUGACACCGGGCCUGUGCCUCUGUGCGGGUGGACAAGGUGCGGAGAGAAAGUGACCUACGAAUCUGCCCACAUCACAAAGAAACAGAUACGGACGAAACUCCACAAGCUACGCACCGGGGACUACAUUGGUGUAGAACUCCUCAGUGACGACAUAUUGUGGAAAUACGCAACACCGGAUAGCAACUUCGUCACGGGACAGGCGUACAUAGAGGGUCCAGCUGCUGGAGGCAUGUCAUUUGGAGCCGAGGGAGCAAAUUCGUCAGGUACGACCUCUUUUCAGUUACGGUUACCGUUUAUCGUUGGAUUCCAACGGUUGGAACAGCAAUACCGAUGAAUAUACAAGAACUUGAACUUUUGUAUAAUUUGUACGACGUGAGGACGUGAGGUGCCAGCUCGUCUGGUGGUGCCUGUUGUAGGUGUUGUAGAUCUGUCUUGCACCUGAUCGUGCUGCGUAUGUAUUUUGCUUUUGUCUCGCAGAUCAUAGUGUGUGUCUUUGUCUUAGGAUAUUCGAAUCAUGAUUUCUCCCUGCCCAGUUGUUAUUGUUAUUGUUUCACGACCUACAGAGGGGGAAUCUCGCGAGGACGCUGGUAGCGCUGACCGUCGCGUUCUGCAGAGGCUGAAUUUUCGCUACACUUUCCAGCACGACAACGACACCGUUUACUUUGCGUACACCUAUCCGUACACGUUCACGCGCCUGAAUCGAUUCCUCGAAUCACUGAGCAAGGAGACUUCGUACACCACAAUGCUGUGUCGUACUUUGAGUCACAACUGGGUUGACGUUGUCACCGUCACCGAUCGAUCCAAGCCGUCUAAGGGAAAAUCCGUCAUUUUUGUCACUGCUCGGGUACAUCCUGGGGAAACGCCAGCGAGUUACAUCAUGGAAGGCUUCCUCAAGUUCCUCACGCAUCCACAUGUACUAAGUUUCUAUGGCUCCUGGGAAGUCGAACAUGAUGAAAUGUUUUGGAGAUGAAGGUUCUCAAAACCAACGACAGCAGUGUCGUGGCAUGAAUUAUGCAGAUCAUGAUCAUAGUAGAUACAUUUUAUAGCAGGGGUAGAGUCAUGAUAAUCUUGCUCUUCACGACUUAUUAACUUCUAGAUCGGUAGCUGUCUUACGUGUGUCAUCGGUUUCGAUGUUGUGACGCCUCGAAUUUUUAUCAUACUUCUACUAAUUUCUGUUACAACAUGUACUAUUAGAAAAAUCGUAAUUUGAUUAUCUAGUUUAAUCUUAACCUUCCUUUCCCCUCCAACCAUUGUAGGACAAUCAUCUUUCAACGCCACCCAUAGGAAAACAAUGAUGAAAACAAAAAUGGCGCUUCUCUGUAUAGUGAAAGCUAUACUUGCGCUUCUCUGCUGUUGCAUCAUGUUCUGAGUUCUAGGCUCAGAAAGAUUCUGUUCGUUUGAGAACAUACCAAGUUCUUUGGUAUUCCUAGGUCCGCCUCACUGUCACAACAUGAACACAUCACUAUCAGGAUAAGCGUGCCGCGGAAUUGCGUAAGUACUUCAUUUUCAAGUGCGUGCCGAUGUUAAAUCCGGAUGGUGUGGUUUGCGGCAAUUACCGGACAAGCCUUGUCGGCUGUGAUCUUAACCGGCGAUGGCGACACGACUCCAAGACUCUACAUCCGAGUAUUUGGUACACCAAGCGACUCUUGAAGCGGCUGCACAAGGAUUUCGGGAACGUAUGCUGCUUUGUCGACCUGCACGGCCAUUCCCGACGCUUGGGCUGGUUCACCUACGGAUGCACGACGCAAGAUAUGGGUACAGCUUACAACAUUUCUCAUAGUUAGACGACUGUAUGAGAAAAUAUUAAAGAGCUAAAAAAAAAUUCUACAACAACCCCUCCGAACUCUCACUCUCCCACUUCCAAACCCCAAACCCAUGAGCUUACGAAUUUACGAAUUUAUGAAUUGAUGAAUUUAUGAAAUGUGCUUGCGCGAGAUGCGUCCAUAAGUUCAUAAGUUCAUAAAUGUGCGAAUUUAUGAGUUUACGAAUUUAAGAGCUUAGGAAUUUAAGAAUUUAGGAAUUUGCGCAUUUGUGUAUUUAUGUAUUUAUGAAUUUAAAUUCCAGGGAAAGCGCUUAAAAUCAAAAAUUUUGGGAUGUUGCCCCUUCGUACUCGCAGAAUUCAACCCCAAAACGACGAAAAAAGGCAAAAAAUUUUAGAAAUUUGAAAAACGCGAACGCAAGAGGAUGGAGCUGAGGCAAAGGGCUUAAAGUCAAAAACUUUGGGAUCUUGGCGGUUCACAAUCGCGGAACUGAAUCCCAAAACUACGCAAAAAAAGCUGAAAGUUUUCGAAAUUUGAAAAACGCGAAGCCAAGUAAUUUAAUUUCAGGGAGGCAAUGGCUUAAAGUCAAAAACUUUGGGACGCACCGAAUUGAGUUCCAAAACGGCGGCAAAAUGUGGAAAAUUUUCGAAAUUUGAAGAAUGCAAAUCCAAGAGAUUGAACUUCAGAGAAGGGGCCGAAAGUCAAAAACUUUGGGGCUUUAGCUCUUCACACUCGCGGAAUUCAGUCCCAAAACGAUGCGAAAACGUGGAAAAUUUUCGAAAUUUGAAGGACUCAAAUCCAAGAAAUUGAAUCUCAGAGAAAGCGCCUAAAGUCAAAAGCUUUGGGAUCUUAGCACUUCACACUCGCAGAAUUCAAUCGCAAAACGACGACAAAACGUGGAAAAUUUUCGAAAUUUGAAAAACGGAAAUCCAAGAGAUUGAAUCUCAGGGAAAGGGCUUAAAGUUAAAAGCUUUGGGGCCUUAGCACUUCAAACGCACAGAAUUCAAUCCCAAAACGAGGACAAAACGUGGAAAAUUUUCGAAAUUCGAAGAACGCUAAUCCAGGCAAUUGAUUUGAAUCCCAGGGAAAGGCCUCAAAAUCGAAAAUUUUGGGAUCUUAGCCCUCAAACUUACGAGAUUCAAGCUCACCACGACGAAAAAACGUGGAAAAUUUUCGAAAUUUAAACGCGAAGCCAAGAGAUUGAAUCUCAGGGAAAGGGCUUAAAGUCAAAAACUUUGGGACUUUAGCACUUCAAACGCACAGAAUUCAACCCCAAAAUUGCGACAAAAUUUGGAAAAUUUUCGAAAUUUGAAGCAUGCAAAUGCAAGGCAUUGAAUCUCAGAGAAAGGGCCCAAAGUCCAAAGCUUUGGGAUCUUAGCACUUCAAACGCAUGAGAUUCAAUCCCCAAACGAAGACAAAACGUGGAAAAUUUUCCAAAUUUGGAAAGCGCGCAUCAGUUACAUCUUUGCCGUGCUUAGUUUCUUAUUUUGGGGAGGAGGGGGAUCUUAGUGGGAGGGAUGUUAUCGGACGCUCCAAGCUAGUAGGAUUAAUCUUGCGGAUGUGGAUGCUGGUGCUGCUCCCGUGGGCCUUUUUGGAAAUCAAUGACUUACUACAUCUACAUCAUUUACGAGGAACAUUAAAAAAAUAUAUUGAAGAUUUCAAUCUCUUUUCCUUUUCGUCAUCCUCAAGCACUUGCACUUACGACUACAAUUUGAUAUUUCCUCCUCCACCAAUAUCUUCCUCCAGGUAGUGGAAAUAGCCGCGAUCCCCGACUACUGCCUUUUGCGCUGCGAAGAGUAAGCAACACAUUCUCCUUGCAGAAUUCGAACUUCGCGAUGCCGGCUUGCAAGGACACAACAGCUCGCGUAACAGUUGCAACAGAGUUGGAUGUGCUCGCUUACACAGUCGAGGCAAGUCUUGGCGGUGGUUGCAAAAGACCAGAGCACGGGGAACCAGGUACAACGAUUUUUUCAACAAAGUUUAAUCUACCUUGCCAGAAUGGCCUUUAAUAUUGUGUGAUAGAAGAUGUGACAAGAAUAAGCUGUGAUUGUGAAGAUACAAAAUCUGGAUGUCACUACGACGAGAUGGCAGAUGGACACACUCACACUUUUCCUCAUUCUCAUCCAUUUUUCCAGACUUCGCGCGACAGAACGUACAUUUUACUGCAUCCGACUACGUCCGAAUGGGUGUGGAUCUUGCGCUUAACUUUUUGACGAGAAUACCCAAGCAGCAGAAGACCACUGGGCCUAAGCCAGUCGUUCGCAGACGCAUAAAGCAGAUGACUAGUUCGGGUGGUGUAGUGACUGAGGUAGACGGCGACGAGGAAGGAAACACCUCAGAAAACCAAACUAGUGGCAUCAAAGCCGCGGGUGGCAAAAAAAGUAAAGGAAGGAAAAUAUCGGGCAUUUUUUCCGGCGAACCUGCAGGUAGUGGUAGUGUGACUGCAACCGCUGAAGAUGCAAGUGGCAGCGCGAAUGCUGCUGGAGGUCUCUCAACACAACCAUUUUCGCAAAUCUUAGAUCCAGCUGCGUUUAUGGAUCCGACAGACGCCACGAAUAGUAAACAACACGCCGACCAUGGUAGCGCAAGUAUAAUUCCCGCAGUUACUAAGAACGCUCUAGUAGGUGGAGGUGCAGCCGUACCGACCAGUUCAGAACCGACUUCCGAAGUUGAACGUGCCGGGCCCAAUAGUGAAGUCGAAACGGUUGACCAAUCACUGGUGCUUAGCGGAGAAGAAGGAACGGGGGCGCGGCAGGAAAAAGGAACGUUUUUUGAUCCUCAGGAUCCCAAUAGUGAUUUGUAUCACGCCGCUCGCAAACCGUUCGAUGGACAUGCGUCUUUGGAUAGCAACGCUUCUGGUGGUGGGAUCUUCGGCGCCGCAAAUAUUUUAGGCCAAUCGUUACACUCAACAACGAUUCUGGAUACAAAAGUCUUAUCCGGUAUACUAGGUGGAGCAGGUGAUGAUCUUCAUAGAAAGGGCACCACCAGCCUCGACGCAAGCAUGAAGACGCUUCGAUUGCUGAACGAAGAUGAAGAGCAUGGAGGCCGAAGCCGAGCGCAAAGCGGCGGCCACGAGAUCGAGGAGGAUCAGCUUGACGGCUUCGCUGCCGCUGAGGCAGACAGUGCAACGAGUGAUGAGAAGCAGGUUUUCGUCAUGCCCGCAGAGGAAGUGGACUUUGAUUUCGGUCAACUAGAGGAGGAGCUCGGCCACGAGGUCGCGAACGUGCUAGGCAUGUCCACGCACUUGAGCGCCAGCGCAUCGGGCGGACCGGCCGGGUUGGGCCUCUCGGUUAGUGGUGCCGGCGCAUCGUGCACCGUGCCAGGCCAUGACUCCGAGUCGGACCCGGACGUACAAAGUGAACACGAGGAGGAAGACGAAUUUCUGAAUCGAAAGCGACAGCGCGAGGCUGAACAGGCAAAGCUAGCAGAGGAGCGCGCUCCACGUGGGGAAGCUUCAGGGAAAAAGCGAAAGCGCAAACGCAAAAAGCCACAGAUAGUGCGAGCCCGUUACAUGGAAGCCUACGAGCAGGGGCGGAAGCAGUCGGGCCAGCAAGUACGAUUACCCUCGCCCGCAGAGGUUGUUUUGGAACAAGGCGGUGAAGUCAUUUUUUCCGAUGGCCGAGUGGCACAACCUAGUAGAGGUGCAGCAACAGCGUCUUCGAAUUCCACAACAACCACACCAGGAGGAGUUAGCAAAGCCGGGGAUAGUGGAGACGCUUUGUCGGUGUCUACGACUUCGUCAGUGGCGACUAAGGUGGGCGCACCGUCAGCAACAGGAGCAGGAGGAGGACCUUCGGGAUCAGGAUCAGGACCUUCCGGGCUUUUCUCAGCGUCGACGGGUGUCUCGGGUGGUACGCCGGCCACACCAACGCCAGUGCCUAUCCGGACGUAUGAGCCUUCCCUUCGAGGGACUAUCGUUCUCGGCGGGUCGUCAGGCAGUCAAGGACGACCCUCGUUGGCGAAGCGACGUGGUGACACCAAGCGUGGCAAAGAUCCGACUCAUCAAGUCGUGCACCUCGUUCCAACGACACAGUCACUGACUGGUCCACAAGCACUGCAGCAAUCGGGAGGUCAUCUCGGUGCAGCAGGCCAAUUGAUCGGUUCGCAUCCUCCAGCUCUAGUGGAUACACACACUGGAACAUCCUCAUCGUCAUCAAGCAUCAAUAAGAUCGGCAAUUUCAGCGGGAACCAGCAGCAAAUCAUACCGACGCUGAGUCCGCCGCCGUUGCCACCGAGCGCAACGUUGCCGCCAAGCGCAGCAGCGACCACGCGAGGAUCCUCGUCUGGCCCCACCAGUGGUUAUGCCGCAUCAUCGGCAACCCCUCCAAGCAGUAAAUGGUCGUCCGCAGCCACAAUAAACGCUGCUGGUACAACGAGUAAAGGUUGGGGUCCGUUUUCAAUGACACCAGGAAAAACUAAGGCGGGGCCGUUACCUCUUGCGACGCUAGGCGUGGGCGUCGACCAGCUGACUGCUUCGUCCGCAUCUGGAGACAGCAAGGCCGGCCUUUCCCCCUCGAAGAUGAUCAUCAAUGGCAAAGCCGCAGGAACAAAACAACAGCAAGAGCCGGCUGAUGACGAGCUUCAGAUAACAAGGGAGCAGGUUGUCGCGACUGCGACUUCAGCUCUACUCAGUUCAGGAGAUGAGAGAGCUUUGCCAGAACGCGUGGUAUUCGGUGGUCUCGAUCCAGCGAAGUUACUGGACAUGCAGCAGCUUCGAAGCGCCGGCUUCGCACCGACCUUCGACUCUGAAAGCGGAUGCGACGUAGCCACGGAAACAGAUGCUGAGCGUGAUGCUCUGUUGAAGUCGAACUGCAGCGCUUCUUCGCGUGCAGAGACCGAUGUGGGCAAAGUGGCCAGUGCUGCGCUCUCAGCAGUUUCAUCAAGUUCAACUAACCCGGUGAGGCGCCAACGCAGCAGAACACCUGGAGAGCAAGUGGAACUGGACGUAAAUUCGGCAGCCGAAAUGGCAAUGAACCCUUUGAUGCGUGGAAGUGGAGAAGUAGAGACGCCUACAGGAAGCAGCAAAAAGCGGAUCUUGAUAGAACAAGAAGAAGAGAGCGAUGUCAGUCACAGUGUGGACAUGACUGCCUCCACUCGCCCAACAACAUCCUCAAGUUCCGCUUCUUCGUGCACUGCGGGAGAUCAACCACAACCCCAGGGUAUAAAUACCAGAGGUCUAGUCGCGAGAACCGCAAAACGGGCACAAGAGGAUACAUCAAACAAUAACUUCAUCUCCCUCGCGUUUUCCACGCCGGGUGAGAUUGAAGCUCAUCUUGCCUCCAAACAACGGAUUGGCAGUGGCAUCAUAACGCGUCCCACAUCAACGCGAAGGCGCAGUAGCAGCGGCGCGUCGUCCGUUGCCUCGUCAGGUGGCGGCGCUGCCUCUGCUGGGCCUUCAUCUGCAUCAUCGAGUUGUAGCGGCGCUACUUCCUCAACAACAACGCAACUGUUGGCCAAGCAGUUGCGCACGGUUGUUCCUGGGGACCCCUCAGCAGAGCGCAAGCAGCCCAAGAGUGGCACGCCGUUGCUCCUGAUCGAAAAUCACCGGCCUGAGCACAUCCACAGCAUGCAGAUGAGUGCCGGUGGGGGAGAGCUGCUCGGAGGGUCAACGGGGGCGGCUUCGAACUCCAUCAGCGACGCAGAGCAAGUACAUCAGCCCGGUGGCCGCGAUGCACUUCUUGAAAGCGGAGCUACUAGCGCGGCUGAAAGGGCAGCGGCUGCGAGUUCAUCGACUUCCGGCGAAGAAGGCGGCUACGGCACAGUGGGCCUAGACCGAAAGCAUUUUUUGUCCGUUCAUCAUGACCCCGGUCGUGGUGAGGCUGAUGGCGCAGGCGCUAAGGACGUAGUCGACCAAGCCUUGUCAAAGUUGAAUACUGCGAUGCAGGAUACUGCAGCGAACGCACAGAGCGGUAGUACCUCCAAAAUGUCUGGGUCAACAACAUCAAACGAAAAGAAAGACCACAUCAAAGAAAACAUCGAGCGGGUGCGAAAUUUUCCACUGCGACAGAAACAGUGUGCGAAUUUGAGUGCAGUAGCCUCGCAGUACGGAGGAUCGGAGAGCGUGAAUAAGGAUCCUGCGACGAGCAGUCCUAAAAGCAAAUAUGAAGGCAGAGAGUCAGCUAAUCCAAACCUUGUUGUGUAUCCCGCACCUGCAACGGAAGCCUCAAGUUCACAAACAGGCGAGAGGUGGCUCGCCUCGACUUCGUACGCCAACUCAGCCAAGCUUCCGUUUUCGCGUAGUAUUGGUGCGAAGCCCGCAGAGUGUGAAGGGCGUGUGGCUCCUGGAGACGCGGAAGGGAAAGGCGCCGCAACCACGGACAGCAUUGUGUAUGACGAGGGCGUAGUGGACGGCGGAUCUUUGAUGCUGCCUACCACAUCUUCAGCAGUUGCCGCCCAGCCUACGACAUCUGCCGCAACCGCCGCUCGUCCACUAACUUUGGGCGCCACUCCUUCACGUCCUCCUGGCAUCGUUGCUGGCCCUCGGCCAGUUUUGUUGCGACCCGAGCUCGUGCAUGCGGCACAGCCACAAGCGCCGAAGCAGCGGAUGUUCACUUCUGUGCAUGCACAGGCACGCAGUACGCAAGCCCUGAAUCUGCAGGAACGCGCAGGCGGUAGUCGCCCGAGCACCGCUGGAGCGACAUCUCAAGGAAAAGGAGCGAAGCGGCGCCCGAGCACAUCCGGGAACACUAAUUCACGUUCUAGCGGCCCACAACUUUUUGCACAGAGUGAAGAUUUUUCUCAGGCGGAGGAUGUCAUGGGCACCCCGUUGUUUCCAAUCGGAGCGGCAGCAGCACUAGACGUUGCCACCUUGCCCGGCGGCGCAAUGGGAAUUACCUCCCCCGUGCGACCUGUCAGCGCUGGUGCAACGGUAACCGCGGCUUCGUCCCGCGCAAAGACUGCAGCCGCAACUGUGGCUGCUGGUGCUGCAGCGCCCAUGAAUACGGUAGAACAGGGGAUGGAUGAAGAGGGAGGAUUGCAAAUUGUCAAUCUGAACGCUCGUACAGGACGCGCCGGGGCAGGUGCAAACGGAUCUUGGGCUACUCUCGACAGCUUUCUCGUGAAGCCGCCUACACCAGAUAGCACGUUGUCCUCCAGUAAUAGGGCCGCCAUGAUGGUUCUUGGGGCCGCUGGAGUAACCGGAAACGCGGUAGUGGGAGCCGCUGUUGGGAGCAGUCGUGGAGUGGGCACUUCUGCAUCACCAAGACGAACGGGGCGCGUCAAUCGUAUCAUUGCAGCUCGAAUCGACAGCCGAAGACAGCGUCAAAAAGAUGAUCAAAAGACACAACUUGAAGAAGAGGUUGUCGUGAUUGACCACGCCCCGGAAGCCGAACAACAUUUUGCUCCGAUGACAAACAAAAUUGACGUAAACCUAGGAGAAGAGGUUGUGUUGGAAAAGGGUCCUGCCGAAGACGCUGUUGUAGGUGAUGCCCUUCUAGUAGUUCUUCUUGGGGAAAACGUGAAAAAUCAAGAUUUUCAACCCGGAUCAACUGAAUUUCCGCCCGAGUCGAGUACUGCAGGAGGUCUAAUGCCAGGCGUCAAUAGCGUUGCUAGUAGUGUGCUUAUCGGUACGCAACAACCGGGCCUGAAGUUUUUGACGCUCGCGGGCCCGCCAGUGGAGCUUGGUCAAAAUGCUGGCGUGACUAAUCGUCCCGGGCACAAGAACAAAGGCCGACCGGGGAAGCAGACGGGGAGUGUGUGGGAGACGGAUAGCGUCAGUUCUCGACCGAAAUCCAACUCGCCGCAGAAGCAAGGAGCAUCCCCAAAGACCAGAAAGUCGCCUAACGCAUGGGCGGGAAAUAUGACUUCUCCGCAUUUACUAGUUCGUUCUGGACUGGGGGUCGAAGUGAUGAAGACCACACGCGAAUCGGCAGCAAGUGCUAAACACGCAGAAGAUGGUCGUGGUAGUUCGCCUCUGAAAACCAUGGCAACGACGCUGCCUGCAGGCUUCGUACCUCCUGUGACAACCAGCAGCAGCACCUCUGCUGUUGGUCGUACUUCGGAUUCCCAAGCCGCUUCACCUGUAAAAGUAGAGGAGGGGAAGGUAAACGGUAACGGGCCAGUCGCGCAAACUCUAGGUGUCCAGCCAGUUGCGAGUUCCAAGACUGGAGAUAGCGAGAGCGGUGUCGUCUUUUCAAUAACUGCAGAAAGUAGUGCUAGCACCGAACAACAGCAACAGCAAGCACAAAUAGAGCGGGAUGCCUCCGCACCUUCAACGGGUACCGAAGCUGCUGGCGUCGUCGUGAUGCAGCUGUCGGACGAUCAUGCCCUCGGCCUGAAUCUAGUUGCACCAGCUGAUAGCAAGUUUGGAAAGACGCCCUCGCCGAAGAAGAAGACACCAGGUGCAGGCUCUACCACGAUGACAAGAAAGUUUAACAUGACUGGAACCGCUGCCGUCUCCGGCGGCUCUUCUCCGUCCAAGAGGUCUCCAUCGAAAGGCGACGUGAACUCUGUGCGUCCGAGCACGUCGCCAACCAUAGGAGCCGUGGGCUUACUUAGCAGCCUGAAGGAAGAGGGCGGAACUGGCGAAAGUGGAGUUGAACAUGACGAAGAGCUCCGUCAGCCUGAAAUUUUCGGCAGCAUCAAGCAUCAUAUGCCAGCAAAAGGCGCGAAAGUUGAGAAGCUGGGCGAUGGUAUGUGGAUCGAGGAUACGAGUGUAAAUAUCACUACAACUACGUCUUCAAAAAAACUAUCAGCGCUGAGGUCGGUCGUGAACCUGAGUAACGCUGCGAGUGGCGCCAGACCGGUGACACCGAACAAUACAGGAGCUGUCGGAUCAAGAGCAUCUUCGUCCACACUAUCUCGACAACACCAGAAGGGAUUUUUGCCCUCACCGAAUACGCUUCGCACGACAACAUCGAGCAUAAUGCGAAAUCUCGGCGCCAGGGGAACGCCUAGCCUAGUACCGAAACGCGGGAAAGAGCAGACCUUCCAGGUAGCAAGCCUGCAGUCGGUUUCGAAGCUCGGGCAUUCGUCUUCUCUCGAGCUCAGUGAGGCUGAGCCGGUAUUUGGUGUCGUAGUAAGCAAGACGGGUAUACAUGCUUCUGCUAUUAAGAACGCGGCUCAACAGGAUGCAGCGGGCUCGCCAAUGCUUGCCGCGGACACGCAAGGCGCACUAGCUCUCUUGCGGGAAGCCUGUUCGCCGAAAAAGUUAGAGAUCAAGUCGAGCCCCGUAGCGGCAGCAUUAUCAGGGAAGAUCAGCGUGUCGGGCGCAGAGGUUACUUUUCCUGCGAUGAAAAAAAUGCUAGAUGACAUUGAACAAGCAGCACUGCCAAACGCAAGUGCAGCGGGGGUGGCGAGACCCAGCACGACUGGCCAAUCUCCCCGAGGCGUGUCAGGUCAUGGUAUGCUAACCAAAUCAUCACCAUCAGUCACGACGGGGGCCGUGCAAGCGGGUCUUGCAGCUUCGCCUCCCCCACCGCCAUUUUCGAAUGUCAAUGUAUCAUCCAGCCGUGGUGAGUCUCCUUUACCCGCGAGCGCUGUGUUAGAAGGAUCCGGGAUGGGCAUGCAACACGAUGCCAUCGCUAUGACGAGCAAAAUCGAAUGUAGACGAAAGGCUUCUCCAGCGAGCGAAAAGAACCACUUGGCAGUUGUUCGGAGCUUGCGUGACAGUCGACAUCCCUCGCCCAAUAAAUCCCCCGUAAAAACUACUUCUAGUGCAGCAUCUUCUAUCGGAGGAGCAUCUUCGAGUUCUGCGGCUCCAAGCGCAAGCGCUCCCGGCAGAAGUGCAACUUCCACAUCCGCAUCAUCGUCUAGUGCAAAAGCGCCGGCCACGGCAGGUGCCGGAGUCGCUGCCUCUGGAGAGUCCGCGGAGGCGUUUCUGAUAAAACCUACUGCCUCACUUCCCCCAGUCGAGCAGAAGACAUUUGGGAUAUACAGCAGUUACGGUCCCGGAGCCUCCAGCAGUGGUGCUGGCGCGACAGGAGAUGCGUCGUCAUCAUCGCCGAAGAAAAAGCAAGGAGGUUCUUCUGGAUCGGAAUCUGAGGCGUCCUCAGGCCCAAAUAAGGGGCUGGAAACAGAGGAAGCGUCUAUGUUCUUCAAUUUUGAAACUGAGCCUGAUGAAGCAAGUCAACAUUUGAAUACUAGCAGGUCAACGUCAAGAAAGAACGCUCCCGGCGGACGAGAAGACUCAAACGUUCUGGUCAUGCAAACAAAUUCCAUGAUUUUGGAGCCUGUUGUGGGCCGCGAAAAGAAUAAAGAUAUGGUAAGCGGUGCCACUGGUGCUGCAGUUGAUGUCGUCGCUUCUUCUUCGUCAAGCUCAAGUGGAGAAGAAAAUGAUUUUGAGCAGAAAACGAAAGACAACUAUGAAGCCCCAAAGGGACAAAGUGUAGCUGCUGCAGCCAGCAACGUGUCUUCCUCUCCGUCUCGAGGGACACCAGUAGGGCAAUUAGUCGGAGGGCAGAAGACCACGUCGUCGUCCUCACCCUCCACCUCCAAUCAGGUUCUUGCGUGGAUGAAGCAGAACAGACCAGGGACAUCGCCGCACGAGCGUGCCUCCCCUCGUUCCCGAGGCUCUCUAUCGCAGAGGCCCAACAGUAGCUCCGGUGCUGACGGUGGUUCUGGAUCACCAGCAUUGGGUAGUCGAGGUGGUGGUGCCUUGUCGCCCAAGAACAGCAAUCACCCUGCUGGCGCCGGUGGGUCGCCUUCACAGAGACAGCAAAUUCUAUUGCCAGGGUCUGGGAUGGAACUGGGUGACCGCAAGGCAGUAGACGCAAGUAGUUUGUCCCCGCAGGUGAGUGGCAGGCGAAGGCGCAGUCGCGGAAUGGCCGGCUUGCUCUACGUCCCCGACAGUGCUAUUGAGCAAGUAGGAACAGGAGGUGAAGUGGGUAUUUCGCCUGGCGGGAUGUCGCCUGGAGAGCCGUCUGUCGCGGAAGUAUUUGGACUGCAGCGUCUCGCCUCUGCACCGUUGCCGUCACCGCCACGCGGGAGCAACAAGAAGAAACAAGAACUUCUGGCUGCCAUGGGUAUCUGUAUCUCGCCUAAUUUAGAAGAACUAAUCGACGACGAUGAAGGCCUUAGUCCAUCAAGUAACGGUGGUGCCUCGUCGCCUCCGACGUCGUUGCCACGUAUUACGACUAGUACGCUAAACCCUCCACCUCCGCGGCCGCCGAGUGCCACCACCCGACACCUGAACAAUCCGACCGUCGUUGGCAGUGGCUCUGCGGUUGCCGAACAACGCAGUACUUUAACUUCUGCAGGCAUCUCGUCGACGUCCUUCGGAGGAAAUGGGCCAUGGGCUGGCACGUCGUCCGCUCGCGCUGCUGAAGGAAUGACAGUGUGUGAUCGGGAGGACCUGAAUGCACUCGCGAGGAUUCUGCGCAAUGACAACAACAUGAUCAUGGGUGCUCCUUUAACAUCCAGCAAUGUCAACAACUACAACAAUAAUACUAGUGGAGCUAAUCUUUCCUCAAGCACUUUUGACAAUGCGGAUGCGUCUUCCACGAUUGCGGGUUCUGUCCCAGCCUCUCCGGUGAAGCAGGUGUUCAAGUCCGUUGAGUUGAUGUCGACGAAUUUUACGGAAGUGAUCAGCCCAGGCCGCCGCGCAGGACGCAACGGCGAACAGCUUCAGCUUCUGGGACCCGCUGCCUCCCUGGGUAUGUUGCCCUCUCCCAGUCCUCCGAGACCUGUCACGGCGCCUGGAACAUCUGGCGCCUAUGCGAGUGGGCGUGCAGCUGGUUCUGGUGCAGUUGGGGGUUCUUUGGGUACCACGAAGCUUCCGCCUCCAAUACCAAAGCCUCCCGCGGCUCUAAAUCCCGACUUCGUGGAAUUUGGAGCCCGCGACUUCGAGGUGGCGCUUGGCGAAUCAAGCCCGGUCAAGGGCCGCGCAUCCUCGACAAAUCGCACGGGUGCGCAUAAUCCGCGCGGCGGACCGCCUCUGUUCUCUAACAGAGACCUCAAAUUGCUUUCGAGUACUGCUGGCGCGAUGUCAAAGAGUAAAGGCUUUGGUAGCGGAGGAAAAUCGUCAACAAGUAAGAGCGCAUCAUCGGGCACACCCACAGGAGCUGUAGCCUCAAAAAAGAGCAAAAGCGGGAAAAAAAAGAGUUCGUCCAGUGGUGGGACUACUAAGAGCCACAAAUCUUGAAGACAGACACCAUCUUGUUAUUUAUGAAUGUGGAUGAGGAUCGAUACGCUUAUUUAUUUACGAGCAGCGGCAGUCGCAGUCGCACGUAAUACCAGUUCGUUGUAUUUUCUACAUUAACAUUAUCCUUAAAUGAUUUCUUUUCAAAAGAACAUGAUGUGUUAAAUGUUCUUGCUCUAUCGAUUUCGACUUGUUAAGUACAUAAUGCUACUGGGCCUUCGAAAAGCAGAGGGGUGGUCUUCGCUGUAGCUGUACUGUUUUUUGUUUUAAGACCAAAAGUUCGUACUAAAUUAUAUAGCAAUAACUUACGCACCAGGCAAGCGAAAGCAGCGCAUUUGAGUCUGAGAUGUCGCAGGUGUAGGAGCGGAGCUGGAGGAGCUCCUACUGGUCUGUGCGCAUGCUGCUACGUUUCUAAUCAAUACUUUCGACUAUAAUAGUUAUAGUAUUACGGACGACUCCAUUAUUACAACUCAUCUUCUUCUUCAAAUUACUACCAAUGCUGUAUCGUGUAUAGUUUCGCAUGUUCUUUUUCCUUCUCGUUAUAGUUUCGCUUGUUGUUGUUGUGGUUGUCUACAUUAUGAUUUGAGUACUUUGAAGAAAACAAGUUGUAGAGUUUAAGCCUUGAAUUUCCGUUUUUUUUUGUGUACGAUAAUGAAGCAAGAUGCUUAUCCACGAGCAUGACUUCCUCCUGUAAUCAUGCUAAGAGAACUCUGGUAGCUGAUGUCACUGGUCGAAGACUUACUUCAAAUUCUUGGUUGAUGGUGUUGAUGUUUAUGAAGUUCUUAUAUUAUAUAUAUAACUAGCCUCCACAAGCUUCGCCCGGCUUCAAGUUAGUUUAGCACUUUUCUGCGGCCUCCCACGGGCUACAGCCGCUAGAGUAGAGACAGCCGGCGGGUGAGCUGAUGCACCUUACGAAUUGACUACGACAAGAGCCGAGUGCCGGCGGUGGCCGNAUGGCGGGGAGUUUUAUGGCGGGGAGUUUUAUGGCGGGGAGUUUUAUGGCGGGGAGUUUUAUGGCGGGGAGUUUUAUGGCGGGGAGUUUUAUGGCGGGGAGUUUUAUGGCGGGGAGUUUUAUGGCGGGGAGUUUUAUGGCGGGGAGUUUUAUGGCGGGGAGUUUUAUGGCGGGGAGUUUUAUGGCGGGGAGUUUUAUGGCGGGGAGUUUUAUGGCGGGGAGUUUUAUGGCGGGGAGUUUUAUGGCGGGGAGUUUUAUGGCGGGGAGUUUUAUGGCGGGGAGUUUUAUGGCGGGGAGUUUUAUGGCGGGGAGUUUUAUGGCGGGGAGUUUUAUGGCGGGGAGUUUUAUGGCGGGGAGUUUUAUGGCGGGGAGUUUUAUGGCGGGGAGUUUUAUGGCGGGGAGUUUUAUGGCGGGGAGUUUUAUGGCGGGGAGUUUUAUGGCGGGGAGUUUUAUGGCGGGGAGUUUUAUGGCGGGGAGUUUUAUGGCGGGGAGUUUUAUGGCGGGGAGUUUUAUGGCGGGGAGUUUUAUGGCGGGGAGUUUUAUGGCGGGGAGUUUUAUGGCGGGGAGUUUUAUGGCGGGGAGUUUUAUGGCGGGGAGUUUUAUGGCGGGGAGUUUUAUGGCGGGGAGUUUUAUGGCGGGGAGUUUUAUGGCGGGGAGUUUUAUGGCGGGGAGUUUUAUGGCGGGGAGUUUUAUGGCGGGGAGUUUUAUGGCGGGGAGUUUUAUGGCGGGGAGUUUUAUGGCGGGGAGUUUUAUGGCGGGGAGUUUUAUGGCGGGGAGUUUUAUGGCGGGGAGUUUUAUGGCGGGGAGUUUUAUGGCGGGGAGUUUUAUGGCGGGGAGUUUUAUGGCGGGGAGUUUUAUGGCGGGGAGUUUUAUGGCGGGGAGUUUUAUGGCGGGGAGUUUUAUGGCGGGGAGUUUUAUGGCGGGGAGUUUUAUGGCGGGGAGUUUUAUGGCGGGGAGUUUUAUGGCGGGGAGUUUUAUGGCGGGGAGUUUUAUGGCGGGGAGUUUUAUGGCGGGGAGUUUUAUGGCGGGGAGUUUUAUGGCGGGGAGUUUUAUGGCGGGGAGUUUUAUGGCGGGGAGUUUUAUGGCGGGGAGUUUUAUGGCGGGGAGUUUUAUGGCGGGGAGUUUUAUGGCGGGGAGUUUUAUGGCGGGGAGUUUUAUGGCGGGGAGUUUUAUGGCGGGGAGUUUUAUGGCGGGGAGUUUUAUGGCGGGGAGUUUUAUGGCGGGGAGUUUUAUGGCGGGGAGUUUUAUGGCGGGGAGUUUUAUGGCGGGGAGUUUUAUGGCGGGGAGUUUUAUGGCGGGGAGUUUUAUGGCGGGGAGUUUUAUGGCGGGGAGUUUUAUGGCGGGGAGUUUUAUGGCGGGGAGUUUUAUGGCGGGGAGUUUUAUGGCGGGGAGUUUUAUGGCGGGGAGUUUUAUGGCGGGGAGUUUUAUGGCGGGGAGUUUUAUGGCGGGGAGUUUUAUGGCGGGGAGUUUUAUGGCGGGGAGUUUUAUGGCGGGGAGUUUUAUGGCGGGGAGUUUUAUGGCGGGGAGUUUUAUGGCGGGGAGUUUUAUGGCGGGGAGUUUUAUGGCGGGGAGUUUUAUGGCGGGGAGUUUUAUGGCGGGGAGUUUUAUGGCGGGGAGUUUUAUGGCGGGGAGUUUUAUGGCGGGGAGUUUUAUGGCGGGGAGUUUUAUGGCGGGGAGUUUUAUGGCGGGGAGUUUUAUGGCGGGGAGUUUUAUGGCGGGGAGUUUUAUGGCGGGGAGUUUUAUGGCGGGGAGUUUUAUGGCGGGGAGUUUUAUGGCGGGGAGUUUUAUGGCGGGGAGUUUUAUGGCGGGGAGUUUUAUGGCGGGGAGUUUUAUGGCGGGGAGUUUUAUGGCGGGGAGUUUUAUGGCGGGGAGUUUUAUGGCGGGGAGUUUUAUGGCGGGGAGUUUUAUGGCGGGGAGUUUUAUGGCGGGGAGUUUUAUGGCGGGGAGUUUUAUGGCGGGGAGUUUUAUGGCGGGGAGUUUUAUGGCGGGGAGUUUUAUGGCGGGGAGUUUUAUGGCGGGGAGUUUUAUGGCGGGGAGUUUUAUGGCGGGGAGUUUUAUGGCGGGGAGUUUUAUGGCGGGGAGUUUUAUGGCGGGGAGUUUUAUGGCGGGGAGUUUUAUGGCGGGGAGUUUUAUGGCGGGGAGUUUUAUGGCGGGGAGUUUUAUGGCGGGGAGUUUUAUGGCGGGGAGUUUUAUGGCGGGGAGUUUUAUGGCGGGGAGUUUUAUGGCGGGGAGUUUUAUGGCGGGGAGUUUUAUGGCGGGGAGUUUUAUGGCGGGGAGUUUUAUGGCGGGGAGUUUUAUGGCGGGGAGUUUUAUGGCGGGGAGUUUUAUGGCGGGGAGUUUUAUGGCGGGGAGUUUUAUGGCGGGGAGUUUUAUGGCGGGGAGUUUUAUGGCGGGGAGUUUUAUGGCGGGGAGUUUUAUGGCGGGGAGUUUUAUGGCGGGGAGUUUUAUGGCGGGGAGUUUUAUGGCGGGGAGUUUUAUGGCGGGGAGUUUUAUGGCGGGGAGUUUUAUGGCGGGGAGUUUUAUGGCGGGGAGUUUUAUGGCGGGGAGUUUUAUGGCGGGGAGUUUUAUGGCGGGGAGUUUUAUGGCGGGGAGUUUUAUGGCGGGGAGUUUUAUGGCGGCGAUCAAUGGCGAGAUUAAUAAUAUAGCUUAAUAGUAUAGAUUAAUAAUAUAGAUUUUUUUUUUGUUAUGUUUUUUAUCUAUCAACUUAUAAUAAUUUCGUCUCCGUCUGGCUGUGGGUUAUUUGACAACUAGACUAACACAGAGGUAGUAACAUUGUAGAUAUAGGUCGGAGCUGUAAGUCAUAGAGGAAAAAUAUCGAUUCUGUCCGAAAUACAGAGCGUCAGAUAUUUCAGGGAGUCUACAAUAAUGAGUUCUGCUCUUUUGCACCGAAGAACGUAGUUCAACGAUUACGGAGUAAAAAUUGCAAGUAGAAUGCCGGGAAGUUGAUAUUUAAUCCACGACUUACUUCUCCCUGUAACAUUGUUACAACAUGAACAUCAACAAUGAUUCUGAUGUUGAUAGCUGUGGCAAUCCACGAUCAAUCUACCUUGACAAAGAAGACCCACAAUCACAAAGAAGACCCCACGGAGAAUCAAUUGCAGGACUUACCUUUUUUCCCGGUCCUACUAGAUCUGCGAUAAAUCCUUCAGUAAACUGAAGCAACGUGCACCACGAUCAACCACGAAGAGAAGC